Messenger RNA from Neolamprologus brichardi, 536 nucleotides. The record is from RefSeq and is a predicted model, not a curated record. NCBI's taxonomy places the organism in Eukaryota, Metazoa, Chordata, Actinopteri, Cichliformes, Cichlidae.
AUGCAAAUAAGUUUGAAAUUUGGAAUCUAUGCGUAUCGUUUCUUUGGAAAUUUAGAAUUAGUCUUAUUUCUUAUCCUGCAGAAAAAAACAUACAAUAAACCAACUCACAUCGCCCAGACUGAGGAACCCUGGAGUCGCCUCCACGACACAGCCACUGUGUCCAGCACCCAGCGGAGUAUUUUGAACUGUACACAGACUCCAGACGACAGCCUCGACCUUCAGCUAAACGCGGUCUACGAUCACCACAAGAACUGCUUCUGGAGCAAGAACCAGAUUUUGUACCAGAAGGAGACCGUCUCUGAAGACCACAGGAAAGAGGCAAACUUAGAGACGGAGGAAGCAGGAAAUGGAAUCACGAUGUGGGUCGACAAACAGAGGCGCUCUAUUCGCAUCAGCUGACACACAGGCGUCUCCAGACAGGGGCUGCUCUACAAAGCACAAGAACUUCAGCUCAGCAUGAAGCUCCAAGAGCUAACAUCUCUAACAACUGCUGACCUCAGCCCUGAAAAUAAACCAGUUCUUUCAAUGCUUCUUUA